CCUUUAGCGCCGAAAAGAAGAACUUGUCGAAGUGCAGGAGGGAAAUCGUGCAUCUGAGCGAGAUCCCAUAACAAGCAUUGCGCUCUUUGCUCAAACCAUGUAACAGUCUCUGACCGUGGGACGACCGCAAUGCCGCUGUCCUGGUCAUUGCAGAUUAAAUGUGGACCACACUGCUUGUGAACUCGCAACACUAGAGUGACGAGUGGUUGCAUCCUCUGGAGAAGGGUCCUGUGGGACUUCCUGGGCUUACGUUCGACAGAAGCAAAGAUCUUCACUUGCUUGCUCCGAGCGUCAGCGGCGUGAAGAUGUCGAUCGGUGUGCCUGCGAGAAUACAAAGGUAAAAGACUUUCGCGCCUCGAGCUGUUCGAUCAACGAUCUUCAUUUUCCCAGCUUUGUUCCGUCACAGUGGGAGGGACCCAUUUCCCUACUUUUGACAGACCCCGAUACGAGGCUUGGAUGGCUGGAAAAGUAUAGUCGUAUAUACCGCUCUUAUUCAUUUCGUUAUACAGUCGGGUCUCAAACGCAUAGCGAGUAUUUGACCAUGGCGUCGAUUAAUCCACAUCGCGCCUCUCUCGAAAAGGACGAGAAGAGCAUCCAUGAAGCAAGCGACACGCACUCGGCUACAGCUCAUGAGAACAUUGCGCCGCGCUCCAAGCGCGGUUCCGUAGCCAGCACGGCAGCAGACCGUGCGCGCCAAAACUUGAACAUGAAGCUCGCCAAUCCUCUGGACGGAUAUACGAUCGCAGAACUAAAGACCAUGGGUAGCGAUUAUGCGAAGCUUCAUGCCAUCGCCGAACCGGACGACAUCAGGGCAUUCGAGCUCGGUGCCGUUCUGGCCCAGAACCCCCAGGACUUCAACCGCAUUCGUGAGUGGGUGACCGCCGAGGAAAUGGCCGUUCUUGAGGGCGAAUACACGAGUCGAUGGAGCCAGCCUAAGCUUCUCUACCUGGUCAUCGUUCUUUGCUCUACUUGUGCUGCCGUGCAGGGCAUGGAUGAGACCGUCGUCAACGGCGCUCAGCUCUUCUACACUGUCCAGUUCGGCAUUGGUGGCGACGACCCUCGCUCUACCUGGCUUACUGGCCUUGUCAACUCGGCUCCAUACGUCUGCUGUGCUUUUGUUGGCUGUUGGCUCACCACGCCCUUCAAUAAAUUCUUCGGCCGCCGCGGCACCAUCUUCAUCACCUGUCUGUUCAGCGCUCUUGCUUGCUUCUGGCAAGCUUUUGUGAACACAUGGUGGCACAUGUUCAUCGCCAGAUUUGCUUUGGGUCUAGGAAUCGGUCCUAAGUCUGCUACCGUGCCCGUGUAUGCCGCCGAGACGACCCCGCCGGCCAUCCGCGGCGCGCUUGUCAUGCAGUGGCAGAUGUGGACGGCGUUCGGAAUCAUGGUUGGCUACGCCGCUGAUCUGGCCUUCUACUACGUCCCAGACAAGCCUAACAUCACGGGUCUUAACUGGCGCAUCAUGAUGGCCUCUGCCAUGUUCCCCGCCGUUAUUGUAUGCUGCUUUGUCUUUAUGUGCCCAGAGUCUCCACGUUGGUACCUUUCCAAGGGCCGUCACCAUGCGGCGUACAAGAGCAUGACCCGCCUCCGAUUCAACAAGUUGCAGGCAGCCCGUGACUUGUUUUACAUGUCAGAACUCCUCAAGGCCGAGGAAGGCAUUCAGAUGGGCUCUAACAAGCUCUUUGAGCUCGUGCGUGUGCCACGUAACCGACGUGCGAUGCAAGCGUCUGAGAUUGUCAUGUUCAUGCAACAAUUUUGCGGUGUGAACGUCAUCGCCUACUACUCCAGCUCGAUUUUCGAAAACUCCGGCUUCUCCACCAUCUCCGCCCUGGGAGCCUCACUCGGAUUUGGUGUGAUCAAUUUCCUCUUCGCCAUUCCGGCUGUUUACACGAUUGACACAUUUGGGCGCCGGAACUUGCUGCUCACAACAUUCCCACUCAUGGCUAUUUUCUUGCUCUUCACUGGCUUCUCGUUCUGGAUCCCGGAAGAUAACAAGUCUGCCAGAGUUGGCUGCAUCGCGCUUGGCAUCUACCUUUUUGGCAUCGUUUACUCUCCUGGAGAAGGUCCAGUGCCUUUCACAUAUUCCGCAGAGGCAUACCCACUGUAUGUGCGCGAUUUAGGCAUGUCUCUCGCCACAGCGACCACGUGGUUCUUCAAUGCCCUGCUCUCCAUAACGUGGCCCUCCCUUCUUGCUGCUUUCAAACCCCAGGGUGCCUUUGGAUGGUACGCCGGCUGGAACGUCAUUGGUUGGUGGCUCGUCCUUCUCUUCAUGCCGGAGACCAAGGGCAAGACACUGGAAGAAUUAGAUCAGGUCUUCUCUGUGCCGACUCACCUGCACGCCGCGUACGGUCUGCGACAGAUCCCGUAUUUCAUCGGUCGCUAUAUAUUCCGUCGCCCUCUCAAACCAGAGAUUCUGUACGAGCGUGAGCAAUUCGACGAGUCUGCCGACAGUGCUCGUGCAGAGGAAGCGUUGUAGAUAUUUCUUCUGAAAAGAAAUGGGAAAAUGACUUACGCACAUGAUGGAAAAACAAAACAAUUUUGAUUUAUAAGAUUCUCACGCUCUUUAGCACUGAUGUGGCGCUAUCCCAAGCGCAUGAAUGGAAUCGGCUUGGUGUUGAUACCCGGACUUGCUUUAGGAAUUGGAAAGCAUGAGGUUGAAAUUAUGCAGCUAUGCUUCUGGUAGAUGUGGAGCGAUAGUGCUGAAAGGAUAAAUAUUACACUCUUGAUAGAAUGACAAGCUGGAAUUACAGUAUUAACCGGUGAUUGCCCGGGAGCGACGUCUCGGCUUCCAUUUUCU
Messenger RNA from Verruconis gallopava, 2794 nucleotides. RefSeq lists its product as uncharacterized. Gene Ontology annotation, molecular function: myo-inositol:proton symporter activity. Bases 542 to 2473 code for a protein of 643 amino acids. The record is from RefSeq and is a predicted model, not a curated record. Lineage: Eukaryota; Fungi; Ascomycota; Dothideomycetes; Venturiales; Sympoventuriaceae. The transcript has 2 exons. Gene Ontology annotation, cellular component: membrane. Gene Ontology annotation, biological process: transmembrane transport.